Caenorhabditis remanei is the source of this 336-nucleotide messenger RNA. RefSeq lists its product as uncharacterized. The coding region runs from base 1 to 336 and encodes 111 amino acids. The transcript has 3 exons. Gene Ontology annotation, biological process: protein folding in endoplasmic reticulum; autophagosome assembly. The record is from RefSeq and is a predicted model, not a curated record. Gene Ontology annotation, cellular component: membrane; EMC complex; endoplasmic reticulum. NCBI's taxonomy places the organism in Eukaryota, Metazoa, Nematoda, Chromadorea, Rhabditida, Rhabditidae.
AUGAGCGAGAAAGCAGCAAAGACAGAGAAGAAAAACGACGAGUGUUACAACACUGUGGCCAUAACAAACAAUGUGGAAGCCUUGGAAUUCGGACGAACGUGCCAAUCGUGUGCCGCUGGAAUGGCUGCAGGAAUACUUGGUCUCACCGGCUUCCACGGCUUCAUUCUGUACUUCAUCACUGUUGGAAUUCAAGCGCUGAUAUGGAACGUAAAAGCACAAGGAAACUGGUUGAGUUAUUUCCCAGAGAGAAACUCGUUCACAUGGUCACAUGGAAAUGGACUCCUCACAUUCGUCCUCCUCUGGGUAUUCUUCUACGGAAUGGUUCAUGUAUAUUAA